Molecule: messenger RNA, 2454 nt
Organism: Penicillium macrosclerotiorum
Lineage: Eukaryota; Fungi; Ascomycota; Eurotiomycetes; Eurotiales; Aspergillaceae
Exons: 2
Coding region: 1-2454 (817 amino acids)
Source: RefSeq, a predicted model, not a curated record
AUGCCCUCCCUCACCCUGACCGACCCGGACAUGAUCCUGCCGUAUGACGGCAGCGAACGCGAAUCCCAGACGCCCUCCCCGCCCUCGCAGUUGGUCUACUUGACCAACCUGAAUGCGCGCUACAAUGCUGCCGACCCCCAUGCCGGCUCGAGCGUGCCCGCGAGCCGCGCCAAGAAAAGUUUUUCGCGACACAACUGGCCGCACGAGGAUGUGAAUGCUCGCCGGCUGUCGGAUAUCGGGGAGGAGCUCUCGCCAUCAUACUUGGAUGGGUUUGAGGGCGACCUGCCGACACCACGGUCCCAACAGACAUCGGCUGCUCAAUUGACCGUACCGGUGAAGAAAGACCAGGCGGGAUGGAGUAGCUCCAACUCGACGGUCAGUGCAGGGAGCGGGCGCGCAUCGCGAGAGGUCUCGCCGCCGACGGCGCGGGAGGCGCCCCCGAAACUGGCGGAGGAAGUCAACAAAUCGAAUGGUGGGACCGAGAAUACAACCAUGGGCAGCUUGCCGGCUAGUCAUGUCAUCGCGUCGGCGGCCAAGGGCAAAGGCCCUGGGGAAGAGUUCUCGUCGGCGAUCCUAAGCAGUGAAGCGGAGCGAAUUCUUGAGAAUGCGAAAAAACGAUUGACGCUGAUGGAAGGUAAUUUGAACCGCGCGCGUUCGUCGGUUCGACUCACUCCCUCGCCCUCGCCCUCGGCCCCGGGGAAUAUCUCACCCAUGGGCCUUCACCAGCCCGUCGGCGGCCUGUACAGGUCGAUCUCACGGACGGACCGCAAGGGAUCCGCGCUUCGACGACAAUCGUUCCUGCCCUCACAGGAUGCGUCGACCAAGCGCCAUUCGCGCGUACAUAGCGAGACGAACUUCCCGCCUGAAUCGAGCCUCUCGACCGAUACAAAGCAAUUAUCCCGCUCAGUCAGCGCCAUGGGUUCCAGCAGCAUCUCCAGCUUCCACAACGACGAACGGACCUUCCAAUAUGACCGGAGCCGGUCGUACUUGACUCAUCGAGCAUCUAUAUCCUCCAUGAAACCGCCGCACUUGGAACUGGCUCAGUCAUCCCACUCCAGGCAAUCGCCUGCGCCUCUCGAGUCCCCAGUGGUGCUGGAAUCUCCGGUAUCCCAAGGGGGCAGCUCGUCAGAAUCCCCACAGGGCCUUGGCAUCUCUGCGGAUGAUGAAUCGAAGUCCAAUGGGGGCGACUUCAGCCCGGUCUACAGCUCGUAUGGCCCUCCCAGCCGUGCUCAGUCUCAGCUGCAGGUCCGGGACCUUCAGUACCAGAUGAAGGGGCUGCACAUCAAAAUCUCCUCGCUCAAAGUGCGGACACAGGAAGACAACCUCCGCCGCCGCAGCCUGCAAAGCCUCCGCACACCGAGUCCCCUGACGGCUGCGGAUCCCUGGUAUCAAAACGGCUUGGAAAUUCGUGAUGGCCGCAGUAGUCAAGGCUCUGCUCGACGGGAUGGGAGCUCAGAGUACGCUCGAGAGACCCACUCUCGAUCGUAUGAGGAUGCCCAGGCAAGAGAUCGGCACGACUCGUAUAAUCCUGGGCGAUCGGAUGAGAGCCCCGGGGAGAAAAGCCCGAAUACUCCAGAGGAGGCGUGGCAGCGUCAGGGAAAAGCUAGUUACCAUGAUGGGCGGCAGUCUGCCACAGACAGCAUGUAUGAAGACGCGGAAGAGGGCGACUAUUUUGACGACGGUGAAAUUGACCGAGAGGCGCUCGAUGAGAUCUUGCGGGAGCCACUGGAUGCCGACCUGGCAACGCCUCACGAGGAGCGUGAAGAUGCUUUCGACUACGAACAUUUCAUUCUCCACAGCGCUUUGGGUAAUUAUACGCAACAGCUCCGCCGGACCAGCAUGAGCUCUCGUGGAUCUGUCGAGACCACCCGCCCCACUCAGUCCGUUCGACACUCGCGCACCAACAGCUCCAUGUCCGUCUCGACCCAGGCGACAUUCGCCACUGCCACUGAGGGUGAGCCGAUGCCGGACGAUGCAGAUGAUAUUCUGUACUGGGAUCGUCGAUUCAACCAUGAACUCCGUCACCAGCACACGCACAAUCAACACGUCAGCCCUCCCAUCGGGACUGAUCGCUCUCAAACUCCUCGUGGACCCCGACAAGACGGGACUGACACACCGGUGAAUGUCCCGCAGUCCCCAUCGCGAGUCAUGGACCUGAGCGGUCGGUCUCCAUCGAACGCUGGGUCUGCCACCCCGACAUCUCUCGUCUCGUCCCUAGUUUCCACCGUGCGCGCCGCCUCGAGCCCUCACCCGGGUCCUGUGAGCCCAACAUCGGGGGGCAUUAACGAUGACGAUACUCAAAUGCUGGAGCAGCUUUUUCAGAGCCUCGGCAAUGUGUGCAUGGAUCUUCAGGCAAUUACGACCUCCCCCGACCCCGAUGUGAAGGCCGCUCGCGUUCUGCGGCGCCGUCUGGAUGCAGCCCGGCGAGUCUUAGAAGGCGAGCUUGACGCUUGA